AAUCGAAUUCAUCGUAGUGGGAUUUUAAAUCUCGCCAAAAUCGGUGUUUCGGCUGAAGUUACUUACCUCGGUGAUCUCUUGCAUCCUAAUUUGGUCAAGUUGAUUGGUUACUGCACUGAGGAGGAUCAAAGGCUCCUGGUCUAUGAGUUGAUGCCUCAAGGGAGCUUGGAGAAUCACUUGUUUUGAAAAUCUCUUCCUUUACCCUGGUCCAUCAGAAUGAAAAUUGCUCUUGGUGCUGCCAAGGGCCUUGCCUUUCUUCAUGAGGAAGCUGAAAGACCAGUAAUUUAUUGAGACUUCAAAACAUCUAAUAUCCUUCUGGAUGCGGAUUACAAUGCCAAGCUUUCUGAUUUUGGACCAGCCAAAGAUGGUCCAGACUCUUGUAUCAACACAAGUGAUGGGUACCUAUGGUUAUGCUGCCCCUGAGUUCGUAAUGACAGGGGCACAGAAAGCAAUUCAAUUGGCUGCCCACUGUCUUGGCCAUGAUCCUAAAGCCAGACCUUUGAUGAGUGAAGUGGUUGAAGCACUAAAGCCUCUGCCAAAUCUCAAUGACGUGGCUUGUUCUUCAUCUCACUUCCAGGUCAUGCCAGCAGAGUGUGCAGGGUCCGUUGCAAACGCUAGAAAUGGCGGUAGACUGCAAGGAGGGUUCCCGUCUAGCAAUGGUCAACCGAGUAGAAGCAUCCCUACACCAAAUGGGCCUCAUGUUUCUCCAUAUAACCUUAAUCAUCUUCAUCGGUCACCCAAACCUGAUGUUGGACAGCCUUCAGAAUGAGCCUAUGCCUCCCUUCUUGCUCUGUUUUAUUUUAGUUUAUGCGUUUCUUCAAGGAGAGACGGAGGGAACGUUAGUGGGGCUUGGAAGUUAUGCUGGUGAGCUUGAUGUGUUCCUUUUUGAGCAGAAGUGAAAAUGGGCUCUGCACUGGAGAGAAACAUUGAGAGGGCUCUUUUGUAGCAUAUGCCGUGUUUGAAAAAGUUAAUGCCUUUUCUUUAGUGCUUGUCUAACUUCUAUGCGAUCAAGGUUGACGCAUUUGGGGACUAUAGUUUCCAUUGCAUAGCAUGAAUGCAUGAUGCGGUCAGGAUUCUUUAAUAAUAAAAAAGAAAAAAAAACCGUCAAUUUCUUCUGCUGAGUGCUUUAGUUUGUGUCGUGCAUUCAUUUGUUUCAAUACAAAAAAUUUGUAAUA
Molecule: messenger RNA, 1175 nt
Organism: Rubroshorea leprosula
Lineage: Eukaryota; Viridiplantae; Streptophyta; Magnoliopsida; Malvales; Dipterocarpaceae
Source: the annotation of a GenBank genome assembly